Messenger RNA from Aspergillus uvarum CBS 121591, 606 nucleotides. RefSeq lists its product as uncharacterized. The transcript is spliced from 3 exons. The coding region runs from base 1 to 606 and encodes 201 amino acids. The record is from RefSeq and is a predicted model, not a curated record. NCBI's taxonomy places the organism in Eukaryota, Fungi, Ascomycota, Eurotiomycetes, Eurotiales, Aspergillaceae.
AUGGUAAAUGCACCAGAAGAGCAAAUCCAUUCAGAAAUGGUAUCAUCUGAGGAUUGGAUACUGCAGGAGGUCCUGGUCGAGUCCAUGCCUUCGGACUUGGAUGGAUAUAGCGACCUCAAAUGCGAGAUAUGUCACAAUCACCAGCAUCCGGUUCAGGGCACUUUACUCUGGCGGUGCUCAAGGUGUAACGGGAUGCAUCAUGAUGAGUGCAUCGUCGCCCAGCCAGAACUCGACGAUAACGGCGUUCCCACCAGAUUCGGUUGUACAAAAUGUAGAGCCCCUUGGUUUCUGCGCAGCGAGCUCUGUUGCGCUGGGGAUGAAGACGGCGAAGACCACGGGUCCGAGGGGGACGAGGGAGACGACGGUCUUAAUCGGCAGGAGCAGCAUGAGCCACCUGUCACCUCAGAGGUGCAGCAAGGCCGACUUUGUCUUAAGGUUCCUAUGCGCUAUCGACUGGAUCUAUCUGACAAACACUUCAUCUGCGAACUGUUUGGUCCAGGAGAUGCUCCAUUGAAAGAGGUAUCCGCUAUCAUCUCAAAGCUAGGCAUAGCACAGACCCUGCCAAAUGUGGGUUCUGUCCCAGGUGGCUAUAUGUACUACGGCUAA